This is a messenger RNA of Haemorhous mexicanus (house finch), 2583 nucleotides long. It is a transcript of the gene SLC35G2, whose product is annotated as solute carrier family 35 member G2. Gene Ontology annotation, cellular component: plasma membrane. The transcript is spliced from 3 exons. Bases 857 to 2086 code for a protein of 409 amino acids. Lineage: Eukaryota; Metazoa; Chordata; Aves; Passeriformes; Fringillidae. The record is from RefSeq and is a predicted model, not a curated record.
AGCGAGGGGAAGCGGCCCCGCCCCGGCGCGCGCGGCACGCGGAAAAACGUCUUUCGCGCGGAAACGGCCGCGCGUGCGCCGCGUGCCCACAAACACCGCCCGAGGGGGGCGACUGUCGCGACAGAGCCGGCGGGGACACGGGCACCGGCGGAGGGGGUGUCUGUCACGAUAGAGCGGGGCCGGGGCACAGACUCGGGCCCGGUGAAGCGGCGGGGACAGGGACACGGGCGGGGGAAGGGGGUCGUGACUGUCGCGACAGAACAGGAGCGAGGGCCCAGCCUGGCCGGAGCGCCUCCCCAGCCCGCGGCGGUGCCUCGGCGGGCGCGCCCCGCGGCGCCAGGGCGGUGGCAGUGAUGUGUCUGAGGCCCAGCGGGGCCGGCGCUCUCCGCCAUGGCAGGGGCGGUCGCGGAGGGCGCGGCAUGGCGGGGACCGAGCCUGGGCAGCCACCGCCCUCCGCCCGCUCCUGCCCGGAGGGGCUUCCCUGCAGCCGCUGCCGGGGUUCCCAUGGAGACGCCCCGCGUCCUCUGACGAGUGCCCUCUUAUCGGCGACAUCGCGAUUGGUGCCGCCCUCCUCGCAGCGCUCCCGAGCUCGGUCGCUUUGCAGGCGACUGUCCCCUCCUGCACACCCCGCACGCACCGCUGACUGCCAGGGGUUGCAGAUUGUUGGGAGAGGAUCCAAAGCAGUGAGUGAGGUGUCUCUAAUCUCGACCUGUCAUCCGCUGUCAUGGACCGAAGGUGCCGUCUCGUUCUUCACCCCAUUAUAGCCCAUCGAAGAUGUAGAUGAUGAAGAGGUGUUUUCCCCCUCUGCCUUGGAAUCGAAUGUCUCUGUCACAGACCAGGGCAUUUCUCUAAGGAAAUGGAUAUGUCUUCCCAAAAAUACCCAGUCAAAAAGCGAGUGAAAAUUCAUCCCAACACAGUAACAGUGAAAUACACUUCUCAUUAUCCCCAGCCAGGAGAAGAGGGAUGUGAGGAUGUUAAUGAAGAUACUGGAGUGUUUAUGGAGGAUAAUCCUAAGAGAAGACUACUGAAUGAUGGGAAAAAGAGAGAAAAUACUUUUUUUGGUACAAUAGACACCAAGCCAGCACAACUGCCAAAACCCGAUGAGGCUGUACAAUCCCAGCACUUUCCUGAAGGAAAUGUACUUCAGUCCAGGAAAACGUGGGCAGUCCUUUUUGGGUCUGCCGUGGCUCACGGAUGUGUGGCUCUGAUCACAAGAUUAAUUUCUGACCGUUCCAAAGUGCCAUCUCUGGAGCUGAUUUUCAUCCGCUCAGUGCUGCAGGUGCUGUCCCUCAUUGCUGUGUGCUACCACCACGAGCCUCCCUUUGGCCCCAAAGGCUACAGGCUCCGGCUGUUCCUCUACGGGGUGUGCAAUGUCAUCUCCAUCACCUGUGCCUACACCUCCUUCUCCAUAGUGCCCCCCAGCAAUGGGACCAUCAUGUGGAGGGCCACCACCACGGUGUUCAGUGCCAUUCUGGCUUUUUUACUCAUAGAUGAAGGAAUGGCUUAUAUAGACGUACUCACUGUCAUGGGCAGUGUGUGCGGGGUUUGUCUGGUCAUGAUCCCCAACAUUGUUAAGGAGGAAAACUCUUUGCUGAGCACCUGGAAAGAAGCUUUUGGCUAUACCAUGACAGUCAUGGCUGGUCUGACCACUGCCCUCUCCAUGAUAAUCUACAGGUCCAUCAAAGACAACAUCAGCAUGUGGACAGCACUGUUCACUUUCAGCUGGACAGGAACAGUGUGGGGAGUAUCCACCAUGUUCCUGCUCCAGGAGCCAAUUGUGCCACUGGAUGGGGAAACCUGGAGCUAUCUCCUUGCCAUCUGCCUGUGCUCCACUGCAGCCUUCCUGGGAGUCUACCAUGCCCUGGGCAAGUUCCACCCCGCUCUGGUGAGCACUGUGCAGCACCUGGAGAUCGUCAUCGCCAUGGUCCUGCAGCUCCUUGUGCUGCACAGCUUCCCAGGCACUUGUGAUCUGGUCGGGGCAGUGCUUAUUUUGGUGAGUGUUUUUUUCCUUGCGUGUUAUAAGCUUUCCUGGAAGGAAUUAAGAAGGCAAGAUUAUCAGGAGAUUGUGGAUUUGUCCAGUAAAUGAAUGUCUGUUUUCAAUGUCUCAUUCUGGCUGUGACCAUGUGGAAGUGACUCCUUUCAGUUCCUGUGUCCAAUCCUAGUGGCCAGGCCCUCUCUCUACCAUUUCACUUCUCAGCUGAUGUAGCAUUGUUGGUAUUUCCAGGCUCCCAUGCCAGGUGGAUUUGUUCUGCUUCACACAACCAUUUUGUCAUACCCAAGAGAGUAGCACAGCCAGCACAGGCUGGCCCACUGAAAUGUGGGCCAAGCUCUUCUUGACCUUCUCUGGAUAAAGCAAUACAGAGGGACUCUUUUAGUGACUCUCUUUCAUGGGUGCUGUGGUAGUAGGAAGAUGAGCAGCAAAACCAUUAAAAAGGUCAAACCAAAUUGUCAUUUCCUCUGUAAUGCUUCUUAAGCUUUGGCUGUAAUAUUCUAAAUGGAGCAAUGCUAAACUUCUGUGGCUAAAACUUGCAUUUCCUGUGUGUAUAAAGAAGUCAGUAAAGCUUUUUGUGCUUUGUGGCUAAA